UGCAGUGCGGCACGCCCGACUGCAUGAGCGCCACCCUGCAGACACUCAGGUACUUCGAGCCCGGCAACGUGGAGAUCGACGUGCUGACGUACACGCUGGGCAUGCUCGCCCACCCCUCCGCUCGCCUGACCUCUGACCUCCUGGAGAGCGCCAAGUACAAGCAGAGCCGACCAAUCAUGUUCGCCCUGAGCAACAUGGUCAGGAAGGUGUACCAGGCCGAGGGCAAGGUGACCCCCGAGAUCGCCGCCGUGUACGAGUACGUGUCCUCCAUCCUGGGGGGCGACUGCGCUGGAGACAAGGAGCUGACACUGCUCACCCUCAGGGUGAUUGGCAACAUGGGUGAGGCCAUGGAGGCCGCUGGCGCCGGUGUGAAGGGCACGCUGGUCAAGUGCAUGAGGCAGCCCGCCACCACCCUCUCCGUCCAGAUGGCAGCCAUCAACGCCUUCAGACGCAUGACCAUCUCCGACGAGGUGCGCUCCAACAUCCAGCGUGUUGCCCAGUACGGUAAGGGCGCGGUCCAGAAGCGUCUGGCCGCCUACCUGGUUCUGAUGAGGAACCCCGAGCCCAGCGACUACGAGAUGCUCCGCAAGAUUCUGGGUCAGGACCAGAACCCCCAGGUCAAGGCCUUCGUGGCCUCCCACGUCAACAACAUCAUCAACUCCAACGACCCCGCCACACACAAGCUGGGAGAGGAGAUCGCCCAGGCCCUGUCUGAGAUCGAGAUCACCCCCGGAGAUCUUCAGGCCUCUCACAACUACCGUAUGGAUGCCGCCGUUGCCAAGGACGCGACCCCUGUCGUGCAGGGCAACAUCAUCUUUGACCCCAGCAGCCAGCUGCCCCGCGAGGUCAUGCUGGAGACCACCCUCAAGGCCUUCGGAAGCAAGUUCGACAUCUUUGAGUUUGGAAUGGAGGGCAAGGGAUUCGAACCCGCCAUCGACGCCCUGUUCGGCAAGAACGGCUUCUUCCCCGACACCUUGGCCAAGGCCAUGUACUGGACCGGAGACAAGAUGCCCGAGAAGAUGGUCGAGGUCCUGGAGGGCUGGGGGAUGUCCAUGAAGACCGACAAGCAGGUUCCCGAGAACUUCGUGAGGGAGAUUGUGCGUAACUUCAACAAGCUGGCGAAGAACCUGCGGGCGCAGGAGGCCCCCGAGGCCAUGGCCUACCUCAGGAUCAUGGGCACCGAGCUCGGAUACAUCAAGGCCAACGAGCUGGAGGACCUCAGCUACCUCGCCGCCAUGUACGGGGAGAUCCUCUCCUACCUCCUGCCCAAGGACUUCCUGAAGCAGGUUGCCACUGGCAUGGGUAACAGCAUGACUGGCUACUACAUGUUCCUGGAUAACGAGUUCUCCCUGCCGACCGCAUCCGGAUUCCCCCUCAAGGCCGCCCUCUCCGGAACCCUGGUGCCCAGGAUGAAGGGAGCGCUCAGCAACUUCGGAAUGAGAGACGCUGUGCAGGAGGUGUCCUUCAUGCCCUCUGUGGGCGUUGAGUUCGUGACCAAGAUGGGCGUCCACAUCCCCCAGUUCGUGGACGCGGGCCUGGAGAUGCACAGCAACGUGUACCACGAGAGCAGCCUGCGCGCCAGGCUCCAGAUCGCCAACAACCAGAUCAGACUGAGCAUGCCCGCCCCCGAGGGACCCACCCAGCUCUUCCGCGUCAGCAACAGGCUGCUGUCUGUGAGCGCUGGCCAGGCUCAUCUCAUCCCCUCCGUUGCCGAGGGCAGGACCAACGUGCACGAGUGCGCCGCCCUCUUCAAGGGAAUGCAGUACUGCACCACCGCUCGCUACAACAUGGCCGCCUCUGAGGAUGCUCCUUACUUCCCCCUCAACGGAGAGACCAAGUUUGCUAUUGAUGUCCAGCCCACUGGAGAUGUGUCUGAGUACACUGCCACCGUGACCUAUGACCUCCUGUCUGAGGGCAAGGAAGGUCGCCAGAAGGUCGACUCCAUCAAGGUUGCUCUGAAGGCUGAAGGUGCUGAGCCCGUGGAGGCCACCGCUUCCCUGAAGUACAACCGCAACAGGAACAUCCUGACCGGCGCCAUCCAGGUGCCCGACUACGACGUGGAGGCCGGCAUCAAGGUUGGCAUGACCGACAGCAGCUCCCGCGGCAAGCAGAUCACCAUCGACAUCAGCGACCACACCGUCCCCAAGAUGUCCCUUAUCGCCCGCGCCAAGAUGGAUGCCAUGACUGAAGGCCUCGUCCAGCUGCAGGUGCAGGUGCCCUCCCUGAGCACUGACGCCACCUUCACCGCCACCAUGAGGAACGACGCCCAGCUCACCCUGGAGGUCGAGAGCGACAUCAAGCUCCCCGAGACCAACUCUGCCCAGAAGGUCACCCUCAUCUACGGAGACGACAGCGUGGAGGUUCUGGUGAAGUCCGACAUGAACACUGAGGUCCAGAAGGUUCUGCCCAGCACUGAGGCCGUCCAGAACUUCCUGCAGCAGCUGAGCCAGGACAUCCUGGACCAGAGAGUCGUCAAGACCGACAUGAAGCUCCGACACAUCUACAACAAGGCCAUCGAGGCCUCCCAGAUCUGGAUGGACAAGGUGUCCGCUGACGCCCCCUUCCUGUCACAGCUGAGAGAGAACAUGCCAGAAGUCGUCAUCCCCAGCAUCCCUGAGAGGCUCUACCUGCAGACGGAGGCUGGCAUCAAGUACGUGUUCAACCACAACACCAUCACCGUGACGAUUCCUCUGCCCAUGGGCGGCAAGUCCUCCGAGGAGCUGAGCAUCCCAGAGACCCUCUCCACCCCCGAGCUGAGCGUGCGCCAGGUUGGCCUGGUGCUGCCCUCACAGCAGCUCACCAUCCCCGCGUUCACCGUCCCCGCCCAGUACGACCUGACGCUGCCCCUGUUCGGCAUGGCCGAGGUCACCGCCAGAAUCAACAGCAACGCCUUCAACUGGGAGGCCGCCGUCUCCGCGGGCAACGACUCUGUGGACGCCCCGGCGUACGUCGCCAAGUACAGGAUCACGGCCGACGGCCCCGUGGAGAUCCUCUCCUUCACCACCGAGGGAUCUGCCAGAAUUGCUGAUGCUCCCCUGGAGACUCUCAAGUGCACCGCUAGCGCCUCCCUGAACCACAAGUACCUGGAGUCUCGCUUCAGCAUGGAGGAGUCCUACGUGCUGCAGGAGACCGUCAAGGCUGAGGGCAAAUACGAGCUUGAGAUGUUCAGCCCCCUGGGCAUGCAGACCUCCCAGAAGUGCACCGUGCAGACCUCCCUGGGCUCCGAGCUCAACGGAGACGUCAACAUGGACGGAACUCUCACCCUGGGCUCCAUGACCGGAACCUCCAGCCUGGUGUUCAACUUCUUCGCCAACCCCAGCAGCAAGGAGGGCACGGCCGAGUCCACCUUCCGCCUCACCUUCCCCGUCGCUCAGAUCCGCAACAAGAUGAAGCUGACCUCCGACGCAGAGCACGCGCUCCUCGACAACACCUUCGUCGUCAACCACGAGACCGUCAAGCACACCACCAAGGUGACCGUGGAGCAGAAGGAGGGCCAGGUGACCAUGAAGACCGAUUGCAUGACCAGAGCCGACGAGAGCGUCCUGCGCCACCAGUUCGACAUGGCCGCCACCAUGGAGAAGAUGACCGUGAGGUUCGACUCCCAGGCAGAACACCAGACCAACCGCGCCGUCGCCGCGGUGACCGCCGCCCUGGACCAGAACGGCCUGGAGCUGAACGCAGACGCCUCCAUGAACGUCGACGAGCACCGCGGCGCCCACAAGGGAUCCCUGCUGCUCAACAGGAACGGCCUGACCACCAGCUGCACCACCGACAUGCAGCUGCUGGAUCUGAACAUGGACAACACCGUCCAGGCUAAUGUGGACACCACCGGCGCCACCCUGUCCGUGAACGGCAAGGCCACCUACCACGAGAACAGCGCUGAGCUGAAGAUCGACGGCAAGGCUGCAGUCACCGAGGUCACCCUCAACGGUCUGUUCAAGGGCGACCUCUUCAGCGCCAACACCCGCAACCUGGUCAACUUCCGUCUGGACCAGGAAGGCCUGGUGGUCUCCAACAGCAUGGCAACAUCUCUCAACGAGAUCCACACUGACACCACCCAGUCCCUCAAGGUCACCCUCGACUCCCUGAAGGUCAGCUCCGUCUCCGACAACGUCCUCAGCGACGGCAACUCCUACAAGCACGACGUGUCUGUCGACCUGCAGAAGUUCGCACUGGCCGUGAUCAUGAACAACGACCUGAAGGUCCUGGGCGCCCACCUGCUCAGCGAGGCCAAGUUCAACGCAGAGCCCUUCAAGAUGUCCGCCACCGGCCUGCUGAAGGGAGCCUACGGGCAGGAGGAGGUGAGACACACCUACGAGAUCGCCUUCGCCAACAAGGUCGCCUCCGUCAAGUGCAGCAGCAACGGCAACGUUCUGGGCGCACAGAUGACCCACAGCUCCGAGCUGGAGAUCGACGGCCUGACUGCAGCCAAGUACAACGGCGAGGCUCGCUUCAACUCCCCAGUCCUGCGUCUGUCCGGCACCCUGGGCGCCAACGUGGUGCCCUUCACCAUCACCGUCGACGGCAUCCUGAACUCCGAUGGCGAGCUGAACCUGUACGGAAAGCAGACCGGAGAGCUGUACAGCAAGCUGCUCCUCAAGGCCGAGCCGCGCUCCCUCACACACGCCCUCGAGUGCCGCGCCUCCUCCUCCCACCAGAUGGACAGCGGCGUCUCCGUGGAGACCAGCUUCCAGAACAAGAUGGACGCCCUGGCCGUCCCCGAGGAGCAGAGCGUGUCCGUCAAGAUGGAGUACAAGGUGAACGAGCACACUCUCCACCAGGAGCUGAAGGCCUACAACAACGCCGAGAGGAUUGGCAUGGAAGUGUCCGGCACCGCCGCGACCAAUCUCCUCAACAAGGAGGGCGAGGACAACCAGGACUUUGCCAUCUCCGGCUUCCUGAAGUACGACAAGAACAGCGACAGCCACUUCAUGGAGAUUCCUCUCGUUCAGCACCUGCCAGAGCUCAUGGAGCAGGCAACCAUGACCGCCCAGAAGCUCUCAGGAAACGCCAUGACGAUGCUGGAGCAGGCCGACGAGCAGUACCACAUCCGCGCCACCGUCGAGGAGAAAGCACGAGAGCUGAAGGAAGUCAUCGACACCUUCGACGUCGAGCUGUUUGUCCGCGACUUGAGCGAUUUCGCAGAGAAGACCGUGCAGCGCGUCCUGAGAAUCGUUCCCACCGAAGAAGUCACCAGGGUCCUGAAAUCCAUCUGGGACGCCAUCGUCACCUGGGUGACGCAGAACCAAAUCGCCGAGAAGCUGGAGACGCUCUACACCAGGAUCGAGGAGGUCGUGGCUCAGUACAACUUUGACAGCAUGGUGGAGAAGGUCAUGAACACCGCCGUGGAGGUCAUGAAGCAGUACCGAGUGAAGGAGAACUUCCAGGAGGCCGUUGUGGCCCUGCAGUCCAUCGACUACACCCCCCUGCUGGAGAAGUACCAGGAGAUGCAGAGCAAACUCGCCGCCGAGCUGCAGGCCUUCGACUUUGAACAGAUGCUGGUGGACCUCAAGGAGUAUCUGACCAGGCUCUUCGACAACGUCAAGUCUGUCGACUUCGAGAGCUAUGCCGCUGAGGCCAAGAACAUGGCUGUUGAGAUGACCCGCGUGCCUUGCUUCGGCAAGCUGUACGGCGAGUUCAAGAUCACCUCCCCAGAGCACAACCUGGCCGCCACCGCCGAGUUCCAGAACUCCACCACCACACCUGAGACCCCAGAGUUCAGCGCCACCCUCAGCUCCCAGCUGACGUCUUCCUUCGACCUGCUGGCAUACAAAGUUGACGCCAACGCCCACAUCGCCGCUCCCAAGAGGGACCGCCUGUCCCUGAUGGAGUCCGUCAAGAUGAGCCACAUGUCCGCCUCCGUGGACCACCAGGCCUCCGCAACCCUCUACGGCCUCGUGGGCCAGGCCUCCGCCGAGACCACCCUCAAGGCCACCACUGAGCCCUACGCUGCUGAGUUCGUCAACAAGGCCUUCGUUGCCAUGGAGAACGGAUUCUCCACCACUCUGGAGACCUCCUACAACCACAAGGUGUCCAUGCCCGUGGCCGACAUCUUCAGCGAGACUUCCAUGAAGCAGAAGGCUGUUGCUCAGUUGGAGGCUGGAACCAUCACCGUGACCGUGUCCAACGAGGGAACCGGCAAGUACUCCGUCGUGGAGACGCUGGCCGACGACGGCUUCCACAACAGCAACCUGGAGAUGGAGCUUAACCUUGAGAACAUCAAGGUGACCUUCACCGGCGAGACCAACACCGACAACCUGAAGCUGAAGCAGAACCUGGAUGCCGUGGCAACACCCUUCUCUCGCAUCACCGUCACCGCCCACUCCGAGGCUGAGGCGCCCGUCUUCAUCAAGAGCAGCGUCUUGGACAUGAAGGUCGAAGGUCAGGUGGAGGAGCCCAGGCUCCUGCUGACCGCCACCCACAACACCGAGAUGAUCGGCAGAGUCGAGGGUGUCGUCGCCAACUCCAUGGAGUUCGAGGUCACCCCCCUGGAGGUGCGCUUUGACUGCAAGAACAAGGAGAACGCCAAGCUCUCUCUGCCCAUGGACAUCUCCGGCAAGGUCGACCUCCAGAACGACGUCGCCGUCACCGUCAACCCCGCCGAGCAGAAAGCCAGCUGGACCGGCCUCGCCCGCUUCAACCAGUACAAGUACUCUCACUUCCUGUCCGCCGGCAACGCUGAGAAGGACAUGCACGUCUCCGCCACCCUCAACGGCGAAGCCGCACUCGACAUGCUGACGGUUCCCAUCGAGAUCCCCGCCAUGACCGUGCCCUUCGUCGGCAUCAGCACGCCCUCUGUGCAGAGCGUGUCCGUCUGGGACGCCGCCGGUCUCGAGAGGUUCCUCAUCACCCCCCAGCAGACCUUCAGCCUGGAGUCCAAGUGGACCUACACCAAGAACCCCGAGAUGAUGUCCGUGGAGAUCGACAUGGAGCCCGUGCUCAACGCCAUCAACGUGAACGCCGACGUCCUGCGCCGCUACCUGGAGCAGGGUAAGGACAGUGCCGCCGACGUGCUCUCCACCUCUCUGGAGAAGAUCCCCAAGAGCAUCAGCCUGCCCGGCUUCACCAUCCCCGUAGCCAACGUGGAGGUCUCCCCCAACUUCAUCACCGUGCCAGACCUCAGCGCCAUCUCCAUGCCAACGCUGCCCGUUGCAGUGCGCAUGCCUCAGGUCUCUCUUCCCAGCAUGAAGCAGACGCUGCUGAUCCCCACCUUCGGGGAGCUGAACUACAUCCUGUCCGUGAAGACCGCCAUGCUCACCCUGAACGGCAACGCCGACCUCCUCAACCAGGAAGACAUCGUCGCACGCUUCAGUGGCCAGUCCGCCUCCGACCUGCCCUCCAUCGACCUGAACGCCAAGACCUCCGGCAGCGUCACCUUCAGCGUUGCUAACGGCCUGCAGACGGCUCUGUCCCUGCAGCACGCCGCCGUCGAGGGCAGCCACACCGGAACCCUCACCCUCGCCCUCGCUAAGGUCUCCAACGCCGCCAAGCUGCCCGCCAUGCCCUUCGAGCUCCAGCAGGAGGCGACAGUUAGCGCUCCCGAGGGCCUGACCGCCUUCGUCUCCUCCCCAACCCUCGGUCUCCUCGGAGCUGAGGUGCAGAAGAAGAGCGGCAGGAUCUACGCCAGAUACCCAUCUGAGCCCGAGGCUGACGUGGACAUCCUGGGUGUGGAGAUGAACAUCGACGAGUCCAAGCAGCUGCAGAUCGAGACCCGCUGGAACAUGGAGGUGCCCCGUGAGGUAGCUCUCGCCCUGAAGGACCGGGUGCCCGAGAUCACCGCCACCCUCAACGUCAAGGAGAUGAUGAGCGAGCAGGCCGACGCCGCCUACGAGAUGGCCAGCAACGCCCAGGUCUACCUGCAGAGGGCCUCAGAGUACCUCCAGGAGCAGGGACAGGUGGUGUACAACAACGCUGCCGACAAGAUCGCCGCCGCUGACUUCAGCGAGUACAACGCCAAGAUCUCCGAGAUGGCCAUGAUGCUGCUUCAGAAGUACGAGACGCUGCUGCAGAACCUGUUGGACGCUGCCGUCACCGUCCUUAGACAGACCAAGAUCCCCUUCCCCGGGUACGAGGAGGACCUGUCCCUCUUCCAGCUCUACAACGAGAUCAGCACCUUCGUCGGAGACUUCACCGAAGACGCUCUGACCAGGAUCCCCGAGAUGAUCGCCGCCUACAGCCAGACCGUCGUGGAGUACAUCCGCUCCGUCGAGUUCACCCUGCCCGGCUCCACCCACGUCGUCAACGGCGGCGAGAUCCUGGACGACCUGACUCAGGCCUUCAGCCGACUGCAGGCACAGGUCAUCGCCGUGGUUGAGCAGCUCAGCACCAUCACCCUGGAGAGCAUCAUGGACAAGAUGGCCGACAUCGUGCGCAUCAGCGCCGAGAAGGCACGAGAGCUCGUCACCGCCGUCACCUCCCAGGACCUGGAGGGCUUCGCCGCCUGGCUGAAGAGCGUCUACUCCGACUUCCUGAACUCCCAGAUCUUCCACGACGUCUCCGCCAAGGCCGCCGAGGCCAUGAACGUGGCCGAGCAGUACUACGGCCAGGUCAAGUCCCGAUUCGACGAGGUCGUGGUCGACUUCUCCGUUGAGCAGCUGAACGCUGACCUGCAGGCCUGGAUCGAGUCCGUUGUCGAGCGCCUCACCGCGCUCCAGACCAAGAUCGUGGAGGUCCUGAUGGAGGCGUCUCAGAGGGCGCAGGGUCGCGUCACCGUGAGCGAGGACAGGGUGGUCGUCACCAUCCCCCUCCCCGUCCAGCUCGCAUAAAUAUAAACAAACAAACAAACAAACAAAGACUGCCAUUUUGUUCUGCUUGCAACAGCCAAGUCAACACAUGCUACUGAUGUCUACUGAGUGGUGAAAACAGCCAAGUCAACACAGGCUACUGAUGUCUACUGAGUGGUGAAAACUGCCAAACUACCUGCCUGGGGAGAAGCCUAGAGAGGAGAGAACUUAACAAUGCUGUAUUUAAACCAACCAACAACCAAUUUUUAUAAGCAAUGACAAAUAUUACUACCACCAACUGAAGGUUAUUGAUGCCUUGUGUGUUCUUUUUCUUGUGAGAGGUUAAUUAUCAUCUGCUGUGUUAUUGUCUUGGAUGAGUAACUUAACAUCCAUUUUCAUUUCCAUGUCUAUCGUGUUAUUCUAUUUAAACCACCCCUCGAGGGUUAAAGUAUUAAUAAACAACAUUUGUACAGCAUUGGC
Molecule: messenger RNA, 9203 nt
Organism: Engraulis encrasicolus (European anchovy)
Lineage: Eukaryota; Metazoa; Chordata; Actinopteri; Clupeiformes; Engraulidae
Product: apolipoprotein B-100-like
Exons: 23
Coding region: 24-8765 (2913 amino acids)
Biological process (GO): cholesterol homeostasis; lipoprotein transport; cholesterol transport
Cellular component (GO): mature chylomicron; low-density lipoprotein particle; very-low-density lipoprotein particle
Molecular function (GO): low-density lipoprotein particle receptor binding; cholesterol transfer activity
Source: RefSeq, a predicted model, not a curated record